Messenger RNA from Penicillium daleae, 1656 nucleotides. RefSeq lists its product as uncharacterized. The transcript is spliced from 6 exons. NCBI's taxonomy places the organism in Eukaryota, Fungi, Ascomycota, Eurotiomycetes, Eurotiales, Aspergillaceae. The coding region runs from base 1 to 1656 and encodes 551 amino acids. The record is from RefSeq and is a predicted model, not a curated record.
AUGGACCGACUUGUGAAUGUGCUUAUCCUUUUCAUGAGCUUGGGAUUGAAAGCCGACAGUUUGCAUGAUCGGGGCAUGGCCUACGGAUUUGACAAUCUUGAACCAUCAGCCAACCUCACAUGGACACCAUGUUUCGAUGCCUUUAAUUGCUCUAGACUGGAAGUUCCUUUGGAUUAUUCAAACAGAAGUCUUGGCACGACGUCGAUUGCCUUCAUCAAGCUGGCUGGCAAAAAUGCCACCGUCGAGUCUCCAAGCAUUGUACUCAACCCCGGCGGUCCGGGUGGUUCUGGUGUCGACCUACUCCUCACAUACCAGAAUCUCCUCGGGCAGAUGUUUGGAGAGCAGUACAACUUCGUCUCCUUUGACCCUCGCGGUGUGAACAACAGUGGCUUGCAUCUCGACUGCUUCUCGGGGGACGCAAAAGCAAGAUCGGCUUUCUAUCGACUGCACAGAACAGGCGCCACCAAUAUCUCAUCAACAUCGCUUGAGGAACAGUACUAUUCAAGCUCUAUCUACGGCGAGUGGUGCAACAAUGCUGUCGAGAACAAGUCACCCUAUUCAUAUUAUGUGACUACGCCAGCAGUUGCCCAUGAUUUGCUCACAUUUACCGAAGCCGAGGCUGAGUUGGCCGGUCAGUCACCAUCAAACGCCAAAUUGUGGUGCUAUAGCGUCAGUUACGGUACUGUCAUCGGCAGCACUUUCGCUUCCCUGUUUCCUGACCGCGUUGGGAGAAUGAUACUCGAUGGUGUUCUGAACGCAGAGCAAUAUUAUAAUAACUAUUGGACGGACAAUGUUGAUCAAAUGGACGAGGCCAUGGAAACAUUCUCGACCUUCUGCUAUUCUGCAGGGCCUGAAAAGUGCACAUUUUGGGGACCCACACCGGCUAACAUCACGGCAAGAAUGGAUGGCAUCAUCCGUCAGCUUCAGAACCAUCCAGUCCCGCUAAGCGGCGUCGGAGAUCCAGACCUGCCGACAAUGGUCACCUAUUCAGACCUGAAGGCUCUUUUUCUUAACACACUCUACAUCCCACUGGCAAGGUUUCCAAGCAUGGCCGACAUCCUACACCAGGCCGAGUGUGGGAAUGUGUCUGCUCUUGCGGGCAUGUAUGACCAGUCAAACUCUAUAACCGAUGCCCGUCUCGCCAUUACAUGCACCGAUUCGUAUCGGAGGAACAGGCUUACUACCAUAGAAGAGUUCAAGAGUUGGGCGAAGUACACGAUUUUCAAGAGCAAAUACAUCGGUGAUAUCUACCCCAUCUUCCUGGAAGUCAACACUCCUUUGUCUCUUUCUCUUUUUCGGCAUUCUAUAAAUAUCGUCUUCGGCAAAAUGGGUGACCAUCUGCAUUGGAAACAAAAUCUAACCAGGUUUGAUGCAGACGAAAUAAGUGCACUAAACAUGCCUACGUCCUUCCCGAUUCUCUUUGCGAGUAAUACCAUCGACCCUAUCACGCCGUUGGAAUCGGCGCGCAAGAUGUCUUCUCGGUUUGCCGGAUCGGUACUUUUAAUGCAAGAAGCCGUUGGUCAUACGGUCAUCGACCAGGGGGCGUCAAACUGUUACUUUGGACAUAUUCAGGCAUACCUCCAAGGCACAGUUCCAUCGUCCAACACUAUAUGCCCCCGACAGUACAUUCCUUUCAUAGAUGCCCCCCCUCUUUAA